This is a messenger RNA of Aegilops tauschii subsp. strangulata, 3270 nucleotides long. Its product is annotated as squamosa promoter-binding-like protein 1. The record is from RefSeq and is a predicted model, not a curated record. NCBI's taxonomy places the organism in Eukaryota, Viridiplantae, Streptophyta, Magnoliopsida, Poales, Poaceae. Gene Ontology annotation, cellular component: nucleus. Gene Ontology annotation, molecular function: DNA binding.
CGGUCGACCGACGCCUAGUACCUGCCUUCGCCGAAUAGGGCGCGCAGGCGGAGGGCGUAGUGGCACAAGGCGCCGCCGGCCGAGGGCGUGCUUUGGCCCAGACCGGCGUCGGCACAAGGAGCGCACGGGCUCAGCCUAAGCAUCACGGGCAGCCGUCCUGCCGGCCCGCCUCCAACCCUCGAAUGAAAGACAAAGGAGUGUCCUGCUCUUCCAAGGCUCAAAUGGCGUGGUGUCACUGUCCGACUCCCGAGCCGAGACGAAGCUGCCAAGCGCCAGUUAAGGCGGAACAAAAAGAGGCAUCCCCCGAUGCGAAUGUCCCGGCACAGGGGGAGGUCCUGCCUACCCAGGAUACUUCGCCCCAGGUUCCGCCAAUCCUCACUCUUCGCCUACCCAGGGUGACUCUUGAUUGAUUUUUCUCAGCUCAAGAUUCGGUCCCAAGAAUAGCAAGAUAGUCCGGUUGCGCAUGGUGGCUUGUGUAUGAUUAACCCGGCAGCGCUGACGCAUAGUUGGGGAAUUUAGUUCAAUUUCGAGAUCUUUGGCUGUUCGUGCCUAGAACAGAGCAGGGGGGAGGGGGGUUUGGGGGAGAAUGUCUGGUGGGCUCAAGAACAAGAAGAAGAAGGGCCACGAGUGGGAUUUGAACGACUGGAGAUGGGACGGCAACCUCUUCCUGGCCACGCCGUCGCCAAACGCGGACGCUCCGUCGGGGUGCGGCAGCAGGGAGCUUGGGCGAGCCGAGGAGGGGUGCAGUUUCGGUGCUGCUGCUGACAAGAGCAGGAGGAGGAGGAGGAGGAGAGUCACCACGGUGGAUAACCCCGAGGAGUGCAGCAACACUGCGAUUCAUAAUGAAAGAAAUGCUGUUUGGAGAGGACAGAUCGGCGAAGAAGAGGGACCUGCCAGUGCAACAGCAGGUGCAUCUUCCAGCUCUGCUCCAUCUUGCCAAGUCGACGGCUGCCACGCAGAUCUCAGCGACGAUAGGGACUACCAUAGGAGGCACAAGGUGUGUGAGCCGCACACCAAGUCGACUCUUGUUCGUAUCAAAAACAUAGAGCAUCGGUUUUGCCAGCAGUGCAGCAGGUUUCAUCUUGUUCAAGAAUUUGAUGAAGGGAAGAAGAGCUGCCGCUCGCGUCUGGCAACACAUAAUAGAAGGAGGAGGAAAGCCCCAGCCGAGGCUGUGAAUUCCUUGGGUGAAAAUCAGUCCUUAACCAACACCUUGCUCCUCUUGUUGAGACAACUCGCUGGACAAGAUUCUGCUAGCUCAUCUGAGCAAAUCAAUGGUCCCAAUCUCUUGGUUAGUCUUUUGAAGAACCUUGCUGCUGUUGCUGGCACACAGGCAUGUCAAGAUAUGCUAAAGGAUGCAACAUCAUCAAAUGCUGGUAACUAUGUUGGGAAUCAAAGUGGACCACCAGUUCCUGCAGAGCCUCCUGUGAAAAGACGUGCGCAGAAUUUUGAUCUGAAUGAUGCUUAUGUCGAGGAAGAUGAGAGCCGAACAGAUAAAAUUGUCUUCAAGCUUUUUGGUAAACAGCCAAAUGAUUUUCCUGCUGAUCUACGUGCACAGAUCCUAAACUGGCUGUCACAUUAUCCAAGUGACAUGGAGAGCUAUAUUAGGCCUGGUUGUGUAAUUCUAACUAUUUACCUUCGUCUUCCUAACUGGAUGUGGGAUAAGAUUAAUGUCGAUCCAGCUCCUUGGAUAGAAAAUCUCAUUAGCAUAUCCACUCAUGGUUUCUGGGAGACAGGAUGGCUGUAUGCUAGGGUGCAGGACCGCCUGACAUUAAGCUGCAAUGGCAGGCUUAUGUUAGUGUCUCCCUGGCGACCUGUAAUAGGUGACAAGCAUCAGAUACUGUGUGUAACUCCUAUUGCGGCUGCCUAUAAUUCGACGGCAAACUUUUCAGUGAGAGGCUUCAACAUAGCUCAACCAACCACAAAAUUACUCUGUAUAUUUGGUGGGAAAUAUUUAGUCCAAGAAGCAACACAAAAACUACAUGCUGAUACUAGGAUUCAGCAAGGCCCUCAAUGUCUGACCUUUUCUUGCUCCUUCCCUAGUACAAGUGGAAGGGGGUUCAUAGAGGUUGAAGAUUAUGAUCAGAGCAGCAUUUGCUUCCCCUUUGUUGUCGCCGAAGAAUCUAUAUGUUGUGAGAUUAGAAUGUUGGAGGAAAAACUGAAUAUAAUUGCAUUUGGUGAUGCCUUGGAAGGAAGAGAAGAUCUGAUGGCUUCUCGCAGCCAAGCCUUAAAGUUUCUACAUGAAAUAGGGUGGCUUCUCCAAAGGAGCCACACACGAGCUACAUCAUCCAAGGCUCCGCAACAACAUCAUGCGGUGGGCUUUUCUGCUGCAAGAUUUAGGUGGCUCCUGUCCUUUGCGGUUGAUCAGGAAUGGUGCGGCGUGGUAAAGAUGCUGCUGGACACCUUGUUCCAGGGCAAUAUCGAUGUCGCCUCACCAGUUGAUUUUGUCCUGGGAGAGAGCUUAGUAUUCGCAGCUGUCAACAAGCGGUCGAAGCCUUUGGUUGCCUGCCUAUUGAGAUACACAACGAAAUCUGCACCGGUGGGCAGUGGAGCCGUGGCCACACCAGCUCGGUUCUUGUUCACGCCUGACAUGACUGGUUCAUCGGAUAUUACACCUCUCCAUGUUGCAGCUACCAUCACUAAUGCUGCUGCCGUUUUGGAUGCUCUAACUGAUGAUCCCCAACAGCUGGGGAUCAAAACCUGGAAGAAUGCCCGCGACGCUACCGGGUACACUCCAGAGGAUUACGCUCGGAGGAGAGGACACACGUCCUACAUCAAGAUGGUCGAGAACAAAAUCAACAGCAGGUUACCUGCAGCCCAUGUGUCCGUUGCCAUGACCACCACUGGCAUCGCCGAAAAGCACACAGAUGACGGUCGGCCGAGAUCAACUGAACAGACCGUAUUUGAUGUCGAGAAAAGCCCACCGGGGUGCAGACAAUGUGUCCAGCUCCAGCACAUUGCCUACCGGCCCUGCCCAAACAGGUUCUUGUCGAACAGGCCUGCGGUGCUAUCCUUGGUCGCCAUUGCCGCUGUCUGUGUCUGCGUAGGGUUGAUAAUGCAGAGCCCGCCGGUCAUCCGCGGUUUGCCGGGCCCUUUUCUCUGGAAUCACAUCCGUUGGGGACCCACUUGAAACGGCCAGUCGGCUGCAGGUUCUGCUAUAGUCUGUGUACUCGAGAGUGAGGAUGCUUGUAAAUUGUGAUAGACCAAAGUGCAAAUUCUGUACAUUAUAUGAGUUGUGGAGUGCCUAACUCUGCUUAGGUAGCGCUAGUUUUA